UUGCGCAAUCAGAUGUUGGAAUUCACCUCACGAAUGAUGUUGUCAUAACUAGCUGAGUGUUAUUGUUAACCAACAUGCUACAACGUUUGCUUGCAAUCAUUCGCUAUUUGCUACCCGAUGGUGCACCUCUUGUUCAACAGCAUACUACAUUGGGCCUUUUGCCACAUUUGUCUUUCGAAGUAAUUUCAGUCAGAACGGGGAAAAAAUGGAGCUUAGAUAUUGGAUGAUGUUUCUGGGCAAACUUCUUGCCAGCGUCCAGGCCAUAACGUACCUCGAGAGAGGCAGCCAGGGGUACAUCCACUGCCCCAUUAUCACCUCUAAACAAUUCUCUCUGGAGAGCGUGGAUGCCAUGUACUGGUAUUUCAACGGACGGACAACCCCAUUCCUCUUGGUCUCACACUGGCAAGGCCGGGUCAACGUAAAAGAGGGUCUCCCUGAGGGCGUGUAUGACGUAGACGGCAACUUCUCCUUGGCCAUUCACAACAUCACUGACUCGAUGGAGGGAAAUUAUGUCUUUAAGCUCAAGCCUAAAGGAAGAAUGGUACAGAUCGGGGAAGUUCCAGUUAAAGUGAAAGUUACACCUGAGACAUCUCGACCUCGUGUGAUUGGCUGUGACAUCAACAACGCAACUUGUGACGUGACUGUCACAAAGUCAUACAAUCUGACUUGCGUUGUAGAGAACGCAAAACCCGCAGUGAAUAUAACAAUCAUCCGCCUCUCUGGAACAAACCAGGCAGAACCAGUUAGCAAUACAGAAACUCGCCAGGAGCUACAAGUUGUACCAGAAAGUUCAUUAAUCACAGAUCGUUAUAAAGUCAACAAUACCUUCACAACAUCUGCGUCAUUCUCUGUGCCGUUAAGUGACGAGGUCCAAAAAUAUAGAUGUGAGGCCUCAGGUAUUGCCGUUAGGAGUGCAAAUAAUCACGUGACAGUGAACAUUCGCCGCACUAAAUCUAAAACAGGCACUUAUGCCGAUCUUGCUAAUGAUGAUGCGACUUGGAACACCGCCAGCUCCUUGAAGUUCACCCAAAGUGUCUUGAUUUUUAUGGCCACAUUCGCCAGUUGUCAUAAUUAGUAAUUGACCCCUUGCACAUCGCGGAACGCACCUCCACACAAUAUGCGUCUGGAUACGUCACAGAUUGAUUUUUUUGCCAGCAAGGGUUGGAAAACUAAAGGGGAGGGAAUUCAUUAACGCAAAGGAAACAAAAAACAAAAAACAGAUAGCCAAACAGUAUGUUACAUUGUUAAACAAAUAUUCAAAAAUAGUGUCAAAUUCGUAGAAAUGUUGAAUUUGAACAUAACAUAAAAUUGAAUAUUUUGCGAUUGAAUGUUUGCUAAAAUAAGGCUGUCCUUGCCAGCAACCAGUGCGGUCUGUUUAUCAUCAAUAGAAAGGUAUUAUGUACCACAGAGAUCACUAUUUAUGCCAUUUCCACCAUUUUGGGAGUCAAUUCAUCUCGUGUAAAUAUUUUUUACUCUCAAAAUGGGGGAAUGUUUUCAAAAUGGGGGAGCGCUCCGCUUUGUGCGGUCACUGAUUCUGUUUUUUAAUUUUUUAUAACUAUGUAAAGGAAUUUAUUGCUAAAAAAUAAAUAACUGUGUAAAGGAAUUUAUUGCAAAAAAAAAAAAAAAAACUCAAUAUAAUUCUUACUGGGAAAGUAACAUUAAUCGAUGAAAUAAUAUGAAAUGAAAAUAAAUUUAAGAAACCAACAAAGAAAACCCAAUAUUUAAAUUAUCCAGGCAUGUGAGAUUUCCUCUUUUAAGCGGAUUUCCUCUUUUGGGGUUUUGAUUUUUCCUUUUUUCUCUCUUUACAUUAUGUUUACAAAAGUAUAGGAAUAUUAUCUUUUCUUUUUUUCCUUGCCCGUUUUUCUCUUUUCCUCUUCACUCGUGAGUCGUAUGCCUGCAUUUUAAUUGUUCUUAAAAUCAAUAUAAUAUGGGUAUGUUUUCUGUUUCUCAAGAAUUUUGUAUAAAAUAUAAUUCUAAAAGAAGAUUUGGUUUCAUAUAAAAAAUACAGUCUUUGUCCUAGUUACAGUCUUCGUUCGAGUACGUGCGGGAUUCGCUCGGCCCAUUAGUUUUUACAAUCCAUGCUAAUGUAUUAUUUACCUGGUGGAGGGGGGGGGGGUAGGGUUUCUAAUGUCGCACUGGGCAAGAUUUACAGGCAACCAGUCAAUCUCCAAAGACGAAAAGACAUUCACAUUUGAAUGUUCACAUAUCAAUAGGGAUCGUAAGACAUUGUUGGACAAACAACUCGUGUCUGCGACUCGUAGCGUCACUGCAGUCGGGUGUCUCCAAAAUUGUCUAUAAAAGCUGUUUAAGUUUGGGUAAACUAAUCCAGGUAUUUUGGGAAAUCCGUUUCAAGUAUAAUGUUAGACAGGUUUAAGGCUUCAUCGUUUUCUGAAAUAAUGUGCGAAUCACAACUGAAACUAUAAUUAUUUGUAUGUACUGUAUUGUAUAAUAAAUUGUUGUAUUUUAAAGGAA
This is a messenger RNA of Asterias rubens (European starfish), 2472 nucleotides long. RefSeq lists its product as uncharacterized. The coding region runs from base 206 to 1075 and encodes 289 amino acids. NCBI's taxonomy places the organism in Eukaryota, Metazoa, Echinodermata, Asteroidea, Forcipulatida, Asteriidae. The record is from RefSeq and is a predicted model, not a curated record. The transcript has 5 exons.